AUGUGUGCUAAUGUUCAAACAAAUUCGGACACCACAGUCACUCAAGUCUGUUACGAAGAUAUGGCUAUGGCAGAAAGCUCAGCGAAAACUGAGGACUCUUGGGCGUCUCCCUCACAGGAGCCAGUAAAUGGUAUUGUACAACCUCGAGUAGUGCCUCCUUUCGGAAAGCCCACUCGACACACAAAUCAGUUGGAUUACUUGUUGAAGACAGUUCUCAAAGCUGUCAUGAAACAUAAGCAUGCUUGGCCUUUUGUCACUCCUGUCGACGCUGUCAAGCUGAAUUUACCGGACUACCACAAAGUGGUUCGCCGUCCUAUGGAUCUGAAAACCAUUGAAAUGAGACUUAGAAACACCUACUAUUAUUCUGCAAAAGAUUGCAUGGAGGACAUUGAAUGCGUCUUUCGAAACUGUUACAAGUUCAAUCAAAUGGAAGAUGAUGUUGCAAUAAUGUGCCAGAAUAUCGAGAACGUGUACAGGAACUUGAUCCAAAAUCUUCCUGAAGAGGAUCCUGAACGCAAGUCCUUAUGUCCAGCAAGGGAACCACAGCUUAGACGGCACUCACGUUCCAAUUAUGAAAACAGCGAAUCUGAGUCAAUGAAAUUCUGCCGUGAAGUCCUUGAAGAGUUGAUGGGCAACGAGUGUAAGGAUUUCAAUUGGCCAUUUCUGGCUCCAGUCGAUGUUAAGGGAUUGCACUUGCUCGAUUAUUAUGACAUAGUCUCAAAACCAAUGGAUCUUGGAACGAUAAAAAAGAAAUUGGAAUCGAAGCAGUAUGCGAAUGCAGAAGAAUUUGCCGAGGAUAUUAGGCUGGUCUGUAACAAUUGCUUCAAAUACAAUCCAUCAUCUCAUAUCGUCCAUCAGCAUGCCCGAGCUCUCCUGCAAGCUUUCAAUGAACGGUGGCUGAAUUUACCAGUGGGCAAGAAAAAUGUACACUUUGUGGCUAGCUCAAGCAGAACGGCUGUUGAGAGUAUCAAAAGUUGUCGCAGGGUGGAGCUCUUGGAAGAAAAGCUAUCAACAAUCACAGGAGAUAUCGCCUCACACCUAAUGAGGAUAAAGGAGUUAGUGGGCCAGACUGCACCACAGGACGUGAUUUUCAAAGAAAUAGAAUUAGUAGAAGAACUCUUGAACCAAUUAUCCUCGCUAAGCGUUCCUCAGUACGAGCCGGUAGACACAAAGGCUCACAAAGCAUCUACCGCUACAUCGAUCGUCAAAGAUUUGGUUUCUAGCAGCCCUGAACCGAAAACUACGCACCAAACAUCGGUGGAUGCCGACGCAGAAACAGCGCAACCUUGCUGUAGUUAUGGACUUCAGCGGACCGCAUACGAUAUUCAUACAAACAAAAAACAUCGGAAGAAAGACUAUCGAUUCGACUCUGGGGACGAAGCCGCUCACAAACCAAUGUCCUUUGACGAAAAACGCCAGCUUAGCUUGGAUAUGGGAAAACUACCGGCAGACAAACUCACUAUUGUAGUUAGUAUCAUCGAGAACAGGGAAGGCCUAUCUGAUGAUAAAGCAGAAGAAGUGGAGAUUGAUUUCGAGGCUUUGAAACCGGUAACGCUUCAUGAGUUGCGCGCAUUUGUUACGGCGAUCUUGAAGCGAAAAUCGCGCAAGACCGCCAAAGUUGGCAAUGAAGAACGAAAACGUGCGAUUGAAGAAAAGAUCAAAAAUCUCGGUGGCUCAAUCACACAACGUCCUAAAAAAGGCGCCCCAUCGGUAGAUACUGUAGCAUUGCAAGCUAGUAAAUGUGCUCCUUCUUUAUCGGAGAUCUCGUCGGAUAGCGAAGACUCGUCCUCUUCCAGCAAUGCUUCGUCUGACUCUGAUUGAAGUUGAAUAUCUGUCUAAACUCGAAAUAUUCAGUAAAUUGUUUUGAUCAGGCGUGUUUUGAACCGUAAUCUUUUGAUCUCCUGUGACUUUUGUUGUAUCACUAUUGUUGUUUAGCGCUGUUUUUAU
Cylicocyclus nassatus is the source of this 1947-nucleotide messenger RNA. Lineage: Eukaryota; Metazoa; Nematoda; Chromadorea; Rhabditida; Strongylidae. The record is from the annotation of a GenBank genome assembly.